AUGGAUGUCUCGUCGGGGGCCAUGAUCCCCUUGAUCAAGAAGCUCGGGAGCCUACUCGUGGAUGAGUACAACCUGGAGAAACGCGUGAAGAAAGGCGUCAAGUCUCUGAUCACAGAGCUAAAGAUGAUGCACGCUGUUCUACGAAAGAUCGGCGCCAAGCCACCGGAGCAGUUCGACGAGGAGGUCCUCAUCUGGGCGGGCAAAGUGAGGGAGCUCUCCUACCAUAUGGAGGACGCCGUCGACGCCUUCAUCGUGCGCGUGGAGGACGUGGGCCAUGACCAUGGCUCCACCAACAUGAAAAACAAAGUCAAGAAGUUCCUCAAAAGGGUCACCAAACUGUUUACCAAGGGUAAGGCUCUUCAUCAGAUCUCCGAUGACAUUGAAGAAGCUCAGCGGCUCGCCAAGGAGUUAGGCGACCUGUGCCAGAGGUAUAUGAUUGAGGCGCAGGCCAACAGUAGUGGCGAUGCCAUUGAUCCUCGCCUCAAGGCGGUGUAUAAAGAUGUCACGGAGCUCGUUGGGAUAGAUCAUGUAAGAGAUGAGCUGAUAAAGAAGUUGUGUGAUAGUAAUGAGAGGUCCAAGGAGCACUUAAGGACCAUUUCUAUUGUUGGAUUUGGCGGGUUGGGCAAGACAACUCUCGCCAAAGCAGUGUAUGACAAGAUCAAAGUGGAGUUUGAUAGUGUAGCUUUUGUUUCUGUGUCUCGGAAUCCUGACAUGACCAACAUUUUCAAGAAGCUCUUAUAUGAACUUGACAAGGGCAAGUAUGCAACCAUCAACGAAGCUACUAGGGACGAGGGACAACUCCUCGAUGAAUUGAGGAUAUUUCUUCAAGAUAGGAGGUAUCUCAUUGUAAUUGAUGACAUAUGUGAUGAAGAAGCAUGGGAAUUUAUCAAGUGUGCUUUCUCCGACAACUGUCUCGGUAGUCGAGUAAUGACUACCACACGCAUAGGCAGCAUCUCUAAAGCAUGUUGCUCUUCUGGUGAUGAUAUAAUAUAUCAGAUGAAACCUCUUACUGAUGAUGACUCCAAAAGACUCUUCUACAAAAGAAUAUUUCUUCAAGGAAGUAAAUGUCCAGAUGAAUUGGAGCAGGUAUGUAGAGAAAUUUUAAAGAAAUGUGGUGGAGUACCACUAGCCAUCAUUACAAUUGCUAGUAUUUUAGCUACUAAUCGUCAAGACCAACACAUAAAGCCAAAGUAUCAAUGGGAGAACAUACUUGUCUCUAUUGGUCGUGGACUUACCGAAGGGGGUAGUACGAAGGACAUGCAAAGAAUAUUGUCCUUUAGUUAUUACGAUUUACCUUCUCAUUUGAAGACUUGUUUAUUAUAUCUCAGUAUAUUUCCAGAGGAUUCUGAGAUAAGGAGAGACCGGUUGAUAUGGAUGUGGAUAGCCGAAGGGUUUGUGCAAGGUGGAAAACAAGAAACUACACUAUUUGAGCUCGGAGAGAGUUACUUCAAUGAGCUCGCAAAUAGAAAUUUGAUUCAACCGAUAUAUCUUGAUGUUGAAGGCAGGACGGGAGCUUGUCGUGUGCAUGAUAUGGUUCUCGACCUCUUAUGUUUCCUGUCCAGCGAAGAAAACUUUGUUACUAUAAUAGAUGGUACUCAGCAAAGCAAACCUAUUUCACAUUGCAAGAUUCACAGAUUAUCUUUCCAAAACAGCAUGUCAGAUCUCACCACCCAUCGGGUCAAUGCCACAAAUAUGUCACAAGUGAGGUCUGUUAUUCUCCUUAGAACUUAUAUUGAUCUGAUCCAGACUAUUUCACACUUUCAAGUUUUACGUGUAUUGGAUUUGGAAGGUUGUAAUCUUGGGAAAAAUCUCCACCAUACUGAUCUCAGGUAUAUCGAGAAUUUAUUGCACCUAAGGUAUCUGGGGCUAAGAAGAACUUUUGUUUCUGAGCUCCCUGUGGAAAUAGGAAAGCUAAAAUUUUUGCAGACACUCGACUUGGUAGAAAGUGGACCAGAGCCAGGAUCAAGUAUAGUGAUUCCACCAAGUGUUGUCCGUCUAAGACAUUUGAUUUGCCUACAUGCAUCCAAUGAGGUGUUACCCGUUGGGAUCGGGGACAUGGCGUCCUUAGAAGAGCUGACUGGAGUAUUGAUGGAUGGUCCUUCUGUGAUUAAUAAAGAGCUAGGGAAAUUGAUCAAGCUGAGAGUGCUCGACCUUAUUUGGAAUGGGCACGAUGAGAGCGUGUGUAAUUCUUUGGUAGUGUCCCUGGGGAAUCUGCGGAAAAUGCAAAGUCUAACUAUUUACAGCCACGGCAGUGCAAGGUUUGAUGUGAGCUGGGAUGACUUUGUGCCCACUCCAGAACUUCGUGCCAUUGAGUUUCAUCGAUGCACCACCACAUUGCCUAGGUGGGUCAAUUUGUCAUCAUUUCCCCUACUCUCGUCCAUGAAUAUUACAGUGAACAUGGUGCGGCCAGAAGUCGACUUUCAGAUCCUCGGGAAGCUUCCCGCUCUUCGUUCUCUCAUGCUAGGGGUCAACAAAGUUCAGCAUACUCGUGUCGAAAUGUUCGUCGUUGGCGCCAAUGCAUUCCCAUGUUUGAGAGUGUGCAAGUUCUUCCGUUUUCUCACGGGACCAUCUAUGUUUCCACGAGGAGCUAUGCCAAGGCUCGUAAUCCUGCGGUUCUCAGCCCGAGCGUUGGAUAUAGCUAGUGGUGACCAGGAUGUCAGCAUGGGGCACCUCCCUUCCCUCCAGCAAGUCACGGUUUACCUUUGGGUUGAGAAAGGCAGCUCUUCAGAUAAGUGUAAGAAGGAAGCGGAUGUUGUGCUGAGGCAUGCAGCGGACACCCACCCCAACCGUCCCAACCUUGAGACCUAG
Messenger RNA from Triticum turgidum subsp. durum (durum wheat), 2808 nucleotides. The record is from the annotation of a GenBank genome assembly. Lineage: Eukaryota; Viridiplantae; Streptophyta; Magnoliopsida; Poales; Poaceae.